AUGGAGGACUAUCGUAUACUCAAUGGAUAUCAGAUUGAUGUUCUCUCUACUGAGUACUUAGUGUUACUCACUCUCAGUGUGAUUGGGAGUUUUUCUGUGCUGGUAGUUUCCAUAGUGAGAUGGAGGCAUCUUAAAGAACAGGUGCACCUCCUGGUGCAGCUCGCCCUAGCAGACCUCCUGGCUGCUCUGAUACUGUUGUCCAGCAGUGUCAUGAACAAAGUGAACAUUGACAACAGUGAAGUCAUCUGCCAAUACAUCCUGCCUCUGUCACUGACAUUUAAUUUUAUUUCAUUUCUGCUGGUGGUGGUUUAUGCAUGGAAGUCAAAGAACGCAAUCCAAGGGUGGAGAGCAGAGGAUGAGGGUGGACAGACUUGGUGUAGAAGGAGAAUAGUCGCAGUACCUGUAUAUGCCAUUGUGUGGUUGUUUCCUAUUGCAAUAUAUUUAUCAUAUGUGCUCACUUCCAUAAAAACGACAUCGCUGAUUCCAUUCACUGACCAAAGGAUGGUUCGUAAUGAUAGCAAAUACUGCACUAGUUGUAUAUUGUUCUUGCAUGUCUGGAGGGAUUACUGCUCUAAGGAUGAGAGAAAUCAUGACAUUUCCAUCGGAGUCUUUCUUUUCCUUGUCGUGAUAGCAGUGAUGUUGUCUUGCUCUGUCAUUUACUAUAAGGUUGGUAAAUGGUAUGAAAGAAAUGACCAGGAAGGGCUUUUUCCUGUGGAGGGAGAUGGACGUUCAAGAAGGAGAUUCAAAAGUGUGUUUUCUAAUGCAAGAAAUAUGGUGAUAGUCAUCUUAUUCUGCUGGGCACCAGCCCUCAUUCUGCUGUCUACCUUGAUGAUCUGGACAAACAUUGAACAAUACAGUCUAUUUGGCCUUUAUAUGAUACAGGCUGCUAGUGUGUCCCUGCAAGGCUUCCUGAACAGUAUGGUUUACGCCUGGAGACGUCCCAACUUCACGGAGGCUGUUCUUGGCGAGAAUACACCCCUAGUGACACACAACCGCCUGGCAUUCUUUGAUGAAUCACUAAGGAGCUCGCUUUGA
Cottoperca gobio is the source of this 1035-nucleotide messenger RNA. Its product is annotated as transmembrane protein 116. The coding region runs from base 1 to 1035 and encodes 344 amino acids. Gene Ontology annotation, cellular component: plasma membrane. NCBI's taxonomy places the organism in Eukaryota, Metazoa, Chordata, Actinopteri, Perciformes, Bovichtidae. Gene Ontology annotation, molecular function: G protein-coupled receptor activity. The record is from RefSeq and is a predicted model, not a curated record. The transcript has 12 exons. Gene Ontology annotation, biological process: adenylate cyclase-activating G protein-coupled receptor signaling pathway.